ACUGUCAAAUUGUUAGCACCAGCGAUUUUUCCGAAAGGCGUAUUUUAAUUUGACUUUCUUCUGAAACAAAUAUUUAUUAACGCAAUUAAAAUGUUAGCUUUGAUCAAUCGGAUCCUAGAUUGGAUUAAAAGCUUAUUCUGGAAGGAAGAAAUGGAGUUAACAUUGGUUGGACUACAGUAUUCAGGAAAAACAACUUUCGUUAACGUCAUAGCCUCCGGCCAGUUCAGUGAAGAUAUGAUCCCCACGGUUGGAUUCAACAUGCGUAAAAUUACCAAAGGCAAUGUCACAAUCAAAGUAUGGGAUAUCGGUGGUCAGCCCAGAUUCCGUUCAAUGUGGGAAAGGUAUUGCAGAGGUGUCAACGCUAUUGUAUACAUGGUAGAUGCUGCGGACCCGGACAAGAUUGAGGCGUCCCGGAACGAGUUGCACAGUCUGUUGGACAAGCAGCAGCUCACGGGCAUCCCGGUGUUGGUGUUGGGCAACAAGCGCGAUUUGCCGCACGCGCUUGACGAGCACGGCCUCAUCGAGCGCAUGAACCUAUCAGCUAUCCAAGAUCGCGAGAUUUGCUGUUACUCGAUCUCGUGCAAAGAGAAGGACAACAUCGACAUUACUCUUCAAUGGCUCAUCUCGCAUAGUAAGUCAGGUAGUGCGCGUUAACCCGACGAGCGCGCGAGUCGCUCACAUACACACACAUACGAGUCGCUCACACACACACACAUACGAGGCGCGGUCUCGACAGCACACUACCAUAAAUAAACAGCUAUUUUGUUAGGGAUCAUUCAUUUGUUACGUGAAGAGGUUUUCGGGGGAGGCUUUGUAUUUCCGAGAGAACAUGAACUACGUAAAUGUCGUCAGUUUCAUUCAUACCUUACCAACGAGCGCCAAAGAGAUUUUCGUUGGUUCUGUGUGGAUAAGCAAAAAUAAAUCCGUGUAAACUUACCACCGAAGCACUUUGGAUUUCUAAAACACUUUGUAGCGCCAAUCGGUCGCGAUUAAAAGAAUACUCAAAUAUGAAUAUAUCUUACGUAAAAUUGGAGUAGGUAGUUUAGAUUUUAUAUUUAACUCAAAAUGGGAGGGGGUCCAAUUAAAAGAAAUCAUCUCACGUAAUUCAUGAAGGGUUCCAUAGACGUGUAAUAAAUUUUAGAUACAUCGUGGGCCCUAAAGAUGUCACAUCGCCGACUCCAUUGUUGAUUUUUGACGCUGCGACAAAAAUUACUCAACCUGAUACCGAAUUCAGUUAACAUAAUUAUGUCACAGUUACAAAAAUAGAUGUCAAACUAUCAAAAGCAAAUACAAUGGUGCACCGUAUGUGCUGAAUUUUAGGAAAUUCGUGCUUACAGAUACAGCGACGGUAGUCAUAGAAUUAAAUAAGUAUAGAAGUUGCGCUCCUUUGAUCUUGACAAAUACCGCUCCUACAACAUUUGCUGGAUACGUGCAUUCUAAAUAACACCUUAUCUCCAUGCAUACUAGAUCGCGAUUCCUGUGUUCAGAAUAUAUUUUAAUGACCUUUCAAGCUUCAUGGUUGUACAUCGAGUGUCGAAGCGCUGUAGGAGCUCAUUGAGGUAGACUGAAGACCGAGGUUUUCUGUCCUAUUCACUAACUCUUCAAACAAGUUGGCAACUCGUCGACUUCAUACAAAACGCAUGAUUUAAUAGCGACAGCUGUCAACUAAUCGCUUAUUUUGUAUGGAGAUAAAAAACAUUAACAAAGAAACGUUACUUUUAAAAUAUUAUGAGUAACUUACGUCGUCAGCAGUGCACUUAUUUUUGUUUUCUUAAUAUAUUAAUUGUAACCGAGCGAAAAGAACUUUAAUAGAUCAACCACAGGACACAAUUAUAAUAGCAGAUUUGGGGCUCUCGGGGAGUCGACACUGAAAAUUGACGCAAUUUGUUUAAGAAAUACAAUAUGUAGCUCUCUUUCUUCGCCUCUCUACGUUUCUAUUUUUUUAAUUUCAAGACGUGCGCCUAACGUGACCUUGAAAUUUCACCCACAAUUGCCGCCUAAGAAAUUGCAAUUUGAAAACAAUAAAUACUACAUUACGAUGCCAAAAGAGCAGCAUGAGGGAUAAAAAAUUUAAUAUUCCUUCGCUCAACAGACACUAAUGGCUUCAAGAUUCUGAUUAUGAUCCUACAGCAUAUGUAGGAAAUCUUGUGAAAAAAAG
Molecule: messenger RNA, 2158 nt
Organism: Pararge aegeria (speckled wood butterfly)
Lineage: Eukaryota; Metazoa; Arthropoda; Insecta; Lepidoptera; Nymphalidae
Gene: Arl8
Product: ADP-ribosylation factor-like protein 8
Exons: 5
Coding region: 91-654 (187 amino acids)
Biological process (GO): anterograde axonal transport; protein transport
Cellular component (GO): lysosomal membrane
Molecular function (GO): GTPase activity; GTP binding
Source: RefSeq, a predicted model, not a curated record